Messenger RNA from Benincasa hispida (wax gourd), 1807 nucleotides. RefSeq names its product BTB/POZ domain-containing protein. The record is from RefSeq and is a predicted model, not a curated record. Gene Ontology annotation, biological process: protein homooligomerization. Lineage: Eukaryota; Viridiplantae; Streptophyta; Magnoliopsida; Cucurbitales; Cucurbitaceae.
AAAUCAUUAUGAAUGCGAACGAUCUAAAUUGACUCCAUUAUUAGUUCGAUAAAGAUUUUGUUCACAAACUCUCUGUAAUAGAUGGGCUGUGCUCAAUAAACCAGUCUACAAAAAGACUUGACUCAGCCCAUUGGGCCCAGAAUCCUAUUCUCGUGCUGUGAAAUUACCGAAAUGUUUCCCACAACCGAAUUGCCUCAGCCUUGUGAAACAAGAGGUCAGCGGACUCCAUUAAUGGAAGACGAAAAUAUACAGCCAGCCAUCAUAACCCUAACCCAAGAACGUGUCAAGCUCAACGUCGGCGGCGAACUCUUCGAGACCACCGUCUCCACCAUACGCUCAGGCGGUCCAGAGUCUCUAUUGUAUGCGCUAUCUUACCGGCCGAGAGACGAUCGGAAUCCAAUUUUCAUAGAUCGCGAUCCAGAGAUCUUCUCGGUCCUCCUUUCUCUUCUCCGCACCAACCGCUUGCCUUCAUCGGCUCGCCGAUUUUCGAAGCAGGAACUCUCCGAUGAAGCCGUCUUCUACGGCAUCGAGGCGAAUCUCAAAUCGGCAAUCUCUCCUCCGCCGUUCAACGGCAUCGAUGCAUCCAUCGUCGCGAAUAUUCGCCCUACUUCCGACGGCGUCGUAUCGGCUUUUACAGCAGCGAAUGGAGACGGCUCCAUCUGGCUAGCUCACGGAGGUCAGAUCUCUAAUUACGACCGGAAUUUAAUCCACGACAGAACGAUUCGAACUCACUUAGAGGAAAUCACCUCAAUCCGCCGCGUUUGGCCGGAAAUUGCAGCGUUAGGUUCAUACACCGCUUCCGGACUUCAUUUCUACAAUUUCUCUAGCGGCCGACACAUCGGUUCAUCUCACUGGUCAGAUCCUACCGAUCCUCGCAUCUACAAAGCCAGAGUCACCGCAAUCGCCGAUUCAUCGACUUCAAUUUUCGCCGCCUUCGAUUGCCCUCACAGAGAAAAUUCCAUACUCGUCAUCGACAAAUCAACUCUCCAGAUCACGUCUGAACUCGGACGACAACUCGGAUCCUCCGCUAAGAACACCGUCGCCGGGAAGCUGACGUGGAUACCGGAAACCAACGUACUCCUGGGAAGCGCAGUAACGUGUGGGGCGUUUGGUUACUCAGGUUACAUCAGGCUGUGGGACGCUAGGUCCGGUGAUGUGGUUUGGGAAACGAACGAGCCAGGUUCGGGCAGAAGCAGUAGGUUCGGGGACUCGUUCGCUGACGUGGAUGUCGACGUGGAAUCGUUGAAAGUAUUCAAAGUGUGCUCGAAAUCAGGGGAUUUGGGAGUGGCAGAUAUUCGUAAAUUAGGGGAAGACCCGUGGGUAUAUUUGAAAGAUAAGAAUCCAGGGAUGGGAAAUACGAGUAGAAGGGGGAGUGGAAAUAUCAAAAUUCAUUGUUAUAAAAAUGAAGUGUUUGUAGGGAGAGAAGGAGAGUUGGAGGUAUGGUCGAGAGUGGAAGGAAGAGAAAGUGGAGUGGAAGAAUCAAAAGGGGAUUAUGAGGAUUUAUAUCGUAGGAAUUACGUGGACAAAGCGGAGGAUUCAGAGAGAGGGAUUAUAAAGCAAAUUGAAGGCGGUGGCGAUAGGCUGUUUGUCUCUCGGGAAAACGUUGAAGGAAUUGAGGUUUGGGAAACCUCCAAAUUUUCCAGUGUCCUUUCGGUUUUAUGACUAAAAAAAAGUCGUUAUUGUUUUAUUGGGCCUCAAUGGGCCCUUGUAGUUGACAUUAAUUGAUGGGCCUACCCACCUAUUGGACAUUUGUUUUGGAAGUCUUUUUCGAUUUUUUUUGGCUAAUGAGAAGAAUAACAAAUUUUAA